Messenger RNA from Toxotes jaculatrix (banded archerfish), 2577 nucleotides. RefSeq names its product probable G-protein coupled receptor 34. The record is from RefSeq and is a predicted model, not a curated record. The transcript is spliced from 3 exons. Gene Ontology annotation, cellular component: membrane. Gene Ontology annotation, biological process: G protein-coupled receptor signaling pathway. Bases 429 to 1556 code for a protein of 375 amino acids. Lineage: Eukaryota; Metazoa; Chordata; Actinopteri; Toxotidae. Gene Ontology annotation, molecular function: G protein-coupled purinergic nucleotide receptor activity.
CUGCUCUCUGCCUCAGCCUGAGCUCUGUGUGGUGGUGGAGAGGAAAGAGAGGGCUGAACACAGCUCGAGCUUUUCUCUCUUCAACAUCACAUCAACCGCAUUCUACACUUCAGCACUUCUGUGCAGUUUCGACAGCACAGCUGGGGAGGGCUGGCUCCUCGUAACUGCACAGAUCACAGACAGAGAGACAACAGCAGAAAGUCGACUGCACAGGGACAAAAGGAAAGGAUCCUUUCAGGACAGCAACGUUUUGGAAAGUCCUUCCUACAGAUUAAACUCGGAGGAAAAUACAAGCGAGAGUCAGAGGAAAAGAAACACCAUCAGUGAGCUGCUAUUCAGCACAUACUGUGGUUAUGUGUGUGUGAGGCGGGCGAGUGGAAGUUUUUUAUGGACUUCAAUGACUUGGACUGAGGGUCAUAAAAACCACCAUGACAAAAACCUUCUCCACCUCACCUGCUGCCACCACCUUCCAGCCUCCGAACACCUCCCUUUUUCUCACCACAAUGACCAAUGACAUUGACAAUGACUGCAGGAGUGUGGAUGAGGAGGCACUUCGUAUCCCUCUGGCUGUGUCCUAUUCUAUAAUCUUCGUGUUGGGUCUAGUUGGGAACUUUGUCGCUCUGUGGGUUUUCUUCUGCGUACACUCUAAGAAGAACUCUGUGCGGGUGUUUCUCAUAAACAUCGCUUUUGCAGACAUGCUGUUGGUGGCGUGUCUCCCGUUCAGGAUACUCUACCACAGCAAUGGUAACAUCUGGAAUCUGAAUCCCACCUUGUGUAAAGUGGCAGGCAACCUGUUCUACAUGAACAUGUAUAUCAGCGUCACGCUGCUGGGGCUGAUCAGCGUGGACCGUUACCUGAAGAUCCACCGGGGUGCAGGGACGAAGCGCAGACUGCAGUCCAGAAAGUGGAGCUGUGCCCUCUGUGCUCUUAUCUGGAUCGUGUCCUUUAUCUUAGCUCUGGCACUUGUGGUGUCGAAGAGUAACUCAGAGUCGGACAGUGUUCGCAGGUGUUUCCACUACAAGACCCUCUAUGGUGCAGAGUGGAAAGCCAACAUCAACAUCUUUGUGGUGAUAGUCUUCUGGCUUGCAUUCAUCGCUCUGGUGAUGUCUUAUGGAAAGAUCGCCCAAACACUUCUGAGAACAUCGCAAGAGAAACCGGACCUGCCCAACGCUACCCGCUACACUCGAACUGCCAAGAAGUCCUUCUUCAUCCUCUUUGUCUUCACGCUCUGUUUUGUCCCGUAUCACAUGGUCAGGGUGUUCUACAUAAAGACUCAGAUCACACACACGCCGUGUUACUGGAGGGAGCUGGCUGACAAAGCCAAUGAGGUGACUUUGCUAUUUUCUGCCUUAAACAGCUGCCUGGAUCCUGUCAUGUAUUUCCUCUUAUCCUCUUCAGUGAGGAAGGAGGUGCUGCGCUUGGUGAACAACAUGCUUUGUGUGCGAGAUCUUGCUGGAGUCAGCGGGAGCAGCUCCACUCAUGAGCCGGACAGCAGGAGCGGGAAGACUGACACCGAUUUGAAAGAGAAGGCAGAAUCCAACCAGACCGGGCUGUGAGAGUACUCUGACACACUGAGCCUCCAUCGACCGCCCCGUUACCAUGACAGCAGCCAUGCCACCAAACCAGGGGGCAGCGGCGGCGGCGUUCCUCAACGUGUGCAUCAAUUCAAUACUGAUUCUGUGAGAGGACACUGAGCUACACGCCUCUUUGUCAGCACCGAACUAAUGUACCAGCUGUGACACAAAUGAUCUUCCAAGUUUGAUCAUCCUGUCUGUGCAAAGCAGCAGCGUUUAUCACUUCACUCACACACUCCUGUACAGUAAUCCUGUCCUUUUGCUAAAACUUGUCUGUUAAUUGGGUCAAUUGGCCAAUGAAUGUCAUUUAUAUAAUCACUUUUUUAACAGUGGAACAUGUUUAAUUAUCGAAUAAUCUGUCGUUGAAGUUUUUCAAUAAACUGAUUAGGUGAUCAGUCCAGAGGAUGCCAGCACAGUGGCACUGAGCGGUGCACACUGACAACGCUAACAUGUAGAUGUUCAGCAUGUAUAUCUUUUUAAAAUGUUCAAAGUCUUACUUCAGGAUAAAUCAAAGAAUUACUUUUGUCCAAAACUCAAAAACGUUCUGUUUUAAGUGAAGUAAAAGAGAGAAAAGCUGCAAACACUCACAUCAGAGAAGCUGGAAGCAGAGAAUGAUUAAAGAGUUUGUUCUAUUCAUCCGCUAUCAACAUUAUCAGUUCACUGUUUCAGUUGCAGAAGAACCGUGAACAUGAUCGGGGACUUUCUGUGCAGCAACAGUCUCCGGUGGCCGAGUGGAACAGUGUGUGACCCGACAGACACAAAACUGAAGCAGGCGACAUCAGCCUGAACCUUCAUGACAAAUUCUGACAGUAAUCACCAGCUUACAGAGAACCCAAAGCACCUGUGACUGACAUGAAAGCUCCACUGUGCAAAUGUCAGAGCUUUGUAAAAAACAUGUUCUAUUACUAAGGAUUGUGCAUGUGAUCACUGCAUGUAAUUAUUGUUUUCAAAAGCAUAUUCCAGUGUACUGAUCAUGCUUUUUUUUUUUUUUUUUAAUGAAUGA